Messenger RNA from Aspergillus heteromorphus CBS 117.55, 1251 nucleotides. RefSeq lists its product as uncharacterized. The transcript has a single exon. The coding region runs from base 463 to 1251 and encodes 262 amino acids. The record is from RefSeq and is a predicted model, not a curated record. Lineage: Eukaryota; Fungi; Ascomycota; Eurotiomycetes; Eurotiales; Aspergillaceae.
UCCGGUUCCCACUUCUCCCGUUUACGCCCACCCGGUCAUGACUAUUGUCCCCGUCACGCGGCUGAGGCUUAAUUCUAUUUCUCUCUCUCUGACUGGCACUAUUGCACGCCUAGCUAUCCAUCAAUUUCCCUCUCUUCCCAACCCAAUCCGUCCAUCCCGCCGGACACACCCAGUCGUUUACUCCCAAUUCCCAACUCCCUCCCGGACACCCAACCAACCAACCAACCAACCAAGGGUCAAUCUGAUCCAAGGCCCGGACCGGCGGGGCCACAUUCCAUCCAUCCAAGAUCCAAUUAUCCAUCCCCUUCAUUCCGGACCUGUUACGCGAGCCCAGUCCAGCCCAGCCCAGUCCAGCCCGAUCCGAUCCAGCCAAAUCCACAUUCCUUUCACCCGAGCGUGACAGGUCCUUCCCUCCGCUCCGGUCCAGUACACGGUACAAUAGACUAGUGAUAUUUGAUUGGCAUGCCGAGCCCCUCCCGCCACCGGGAUCCCUCUCCCGAGCGGGAUCCCGAUCAAUUCCACUACUCGACCAGCGUGUAUACCCCCGGAUCCGUAUCUCGGGACCCGGACUCCGACUCCGACUCCGACGACGACGACGACGGGGGCUUCGUAUAUCGUCCGGGUCAUUACUACGCACAGGAGGGAUCGGGAUCGGGAUCGGGAUCGGGAUCUGUUCUCCCCCGCUCUUACAAUUACGAGAUUCAUGCUUAUGAUUAUGAUGACGAUGACGAGGAGGACGACGACGAUGAUGAUACUAUUCACAUUCCAACACACAACCCCAACCCCAACCCCAACCCCAACUCCAAUCUCAGCCCUAGCCUCAACUACGAUUCUCACGACCGCAACAACCAUGAAGAACCCACCUUCCCAGUCUCAGACCCCUACGUCCCCCUCCGCUCCCAGCCCUCCGGCCUCGAAUGGCCCCAGGGUCUCGUUCCCCGGGAAGAAGACGUCGUGAACGCGCGCGAACAGCACGCGAACACGAUCCGGGCUUUGGCGGCGAAUGAAGACGCAGACGAGGAUUUGCUGCCCGGGUUGCCUGUCGGGGAGCGGGUGAAGGGGGGCCGCAAAGAGCGACCGGAUCGGGAGACGCGUCGGCAGAGGAGGCGGGAGAGGUUGGCGGCCUUUUUCCGGAAGAAGGGUCGCGGGACGCAGGAGGAGCUGCUUAGUGGGGAUGCGUUGGCGAAGUUGUUGGGGUCGAAGGCGGGGGAGGAGGAUUGGUUUGGAAAUGAAGAUGGGGGUGGGGGUUGA